AUGGCUGCCAGUUCAUAUUUUAAAGUCUGUAUUCUAGUUGCGAUAUUUGCUUUGCCGAAAUGUAAUUCGUGGCUACAAUGGGCUAAUGUUGUUCAUAAAGAUUCUUAUUUUACUGAUCUUUAUGGAUUGAAUGAGGAUGGCUCGGCAGUACGAAUUUAUGGCGAUUUUUUCGUACAACGUUUUGGUGUAAAUUUUCAACGUAUUAACUUGGAAAGGAAAUUUAGAGUCCCGGUUUCUGUCAAUAAGUAUACAAAGCGUGGUUCUACAUGUCUUAUUCUCUGCUCGAAACCUUUUAAGAUGGAUUUAUCGGUUCAUGUUGAUGUUGCUAUAAACCCAGGGCCUUAUAACCCUCAAGUUAAGUCAAUUCAAGCCAGAAAUUACCUGCGAGUAUGCUGUGUUCAAAGUCCGAUACGCUUGGCUAACCCAUCGUUUAAUGCGAAGAUUACUUAUUCUAAACAGCAAUUAUUUACUUGCCGAUCACGUCUAUCUAUUCCUAAAACACUUUUUAUGUCACUGAAAGAACUCGGGAUAUUAAAGGCUCGUCGUGUUCGUGCUGGUUUGUCUGCAAAAUCUAAAACUCGUGCUAUACCUGUUAUUUGUGGUACAAGAGGGGCCUUGAAAUCAAUUUAUUGUAGAUCGAACUCUCAUUGUGGUAUAAACAAAAAUAACUUGAUAUAUGCUAGUUUGGAUUGCUCAUCUCCAUCGUUGGAUAGACUUCCCGCUACAUUAUCGCUGUCGCUGUGUUUAUGGAAUGCAAGAUCAAUUGGAAGUAAGACUGGAUGUUUCCUUGAUUUCAUCUCUGAAUAUCGCCCUGAUAUCUUUGCCCUCACGGAAACAUGGCUCUCGCCUAAUGAUCAGGUUACCAGAGCAGCAAUUACUCCAGCUGGCUACAAGCUCAUGGACUGUCCUAGAAAUGACAGAAUGGGCGGAGGCACUGGUUUGCUAUAUAGUGAAAAUAUUGUUGUUCAAGAGGUUGAUUCAGGUGCGUUAAACUCAUUUGAAUUCUCUGAAUACGUGGUCAAACAUGUAAAUAAUAACUUCCGUAUCUGUAUAAUCUAUCGCCCACCAUAUUCUGUUGCACAUCCAGUUACUAAUCAAUCAUUCUUCCAACAGUUUAGUGGAUAUUUGGAAACUGUCAUACUUUCACCUGAACCAUUGCUAAUUUGUGGGGAUUUUAACAUUCACGUGGAGAUUGCAGAUAAUCCUGAUGCUGUUACAUUUCUGGAUAUGCUUGAAUCAAUGGCUUUAAAACAGUAUGUUAACUUUUCGACCCAUGAACAUGGCCACACAUUAGCUCUUAUCAUAACACGUUCAUCAGAUUCUAUUAUUUUGAACGAACCAAAACUGGGCCCCUUUCUUUCUGACCAUUGUAUUAUAAAUUGCCACCUUAAUGCAAGAAAAGCUAAACCUACAACUAAGCAAGUUACAUUUAGACGGACCAAAGCUAUUAACAUUGAGACUUUCAAAACUGAGCUAUUAGCAUCUGAUUUGAUUGUUAAUACCCCCUCAUGCCUGGAUGAAAUAGUUGGUUUAUACAAUUCUACUCUGGAAUCCAUGUUGGAUAAAUUUGCUCCAGCUAUUUCGAAGACAGUAGUGAUUCGUCCAUCGGUCCCUUGGUUCAAUGAUGACAUUAGGGGGGCAAAACGCGCUAGACGCUCUGCCGAACGUAAGUGGAGGUCAUCCAAUGCUCUCUGUGAUCUAAUGGAGUAUAGAGUUAAAAGAAAUAACUUGAAUUUUGUAAUGAAACAAGCGCGAACUAAUUAUUAUCGAAAUCUUAUUGAGGAAAAUGGCAGUGAUCAACGUAAACUUUUUAAGUUGUCUAAGGAGCUUUUAAAUCUGAAUCCGAAACAGCUUUUUCCUCAACACUCAGAUAACUACAUUUUGGCUAACUCUAUUGGUUCAUUUUUUACUGAGAAAAUAACGAAAAUCAGAUCUGAAUUGGAUUCAAGACCCUUGUCAUGUGAUGAUUUACCAUCUACCAGCGCCAGUCCUAAUGCUACAUUGACCAAUUUUGAACUUUUGAGUGAGACACAGAUUCGGAAUCUUGCUGUUUCUUCGGUGAGAGGAUCGUUUAUUUUAGACCCGAUCCCUGCUUCUCUGUUCAAUGAGAGCUCCGAUGUGUUGCUGCCUUUGAUUACUACAAUGGUGAAUCUGUCUUUGCAAUCCGGCUGUUUUCCAGAUAUAUGGAAAAUAGCAAUCUUGAAACCAUUGCUUAAGAAACGAGAUUUAGAUCCGGUCUUUGGGAAUCUUCGACCAAUUAGCAAUUUAUCCUCCAUAUCCAAGCUGACAGAACGUGCAGUUGUUGAUCAAGUUCAAUGCUAUCUGACUACAAACAGUCUCUAUCCUUUAUUACAAUCGGCUUAUAGAAAAUAUCACAGUACUGAAACGGCCUUGUUAAAAGUAAAGAACGAUUUGUUAAUGAAUAUGAACAAGGGUCAUGUGUCAAUAUUGGUUUUGCUUGAUAUGAGCUCAGCCUUUGACACCGUAGAUCACGAGAUCCUGAUCCAAAGACUUGAGACAAAGUUUGGUUUUAAAGGUACUGUUCUUGCAUGA
This is a messenger RNA of Paramuricea clavata, 2553 nucleotides long. The record is from the annotation of a GenBank genome assembly. NCBI's taxonomy places the organism in Eukaryota, Metazoa, Cnidaria, Anthozoa, Malacalcyonacea, Plexauridae.